Messenger RNA from Heteronotia binoei (common prickly gecko), 1671 nucleotides. Its product is annotated as TBC1 domain family member 15-like. The record is from RefSeq and is a predicted model, not a curated record. Lineage: Eukaryota; Metazoa; Chordata; Lepidosauria; Squamata; Gekkonidae. Gene Ontology annotation, biological process: activation of GTPase activity. Gene Ontology annotation, molecular function: GTPase activator activity. Bases 246 to 1487 code for a protein of 413 amino acids. The transcript is spliced from 11 exons.
GUGGCAACCCUAACCUGGAGAGAGAAAAUUUUUCCAUACCUUUAUAAGAGGCUUAAUGGCAUGUUAUUUACCAGGUGAUCUGAAUUAGCUGCAUGUCAUGAAAAUCUUCACCUGCUCAUACUAAGCCUUGGUUAAAGAGUUUUGCCCAAAAACAGGUUGUUGCCAUGUGAUCUGGCAACCUUAGUUACAACAGAUAACGAUUCCCACCUCUCUAUCUUUUUUAAAACGUUGUAACAUCCAGUCUGAUGAAGAGGUUUGCAGUGUUCUGUGUCAAUUUGGUUAGUCCUAAUAGAAGAAUGACCAUACCGACAAGCUACCAAAAGAAUCACGGAGAUAAAAGCCUGCAGAAUCCAGAUAAGAACCAGGAGGAUGGAUCAGGGGCCUCCCCUUCCCCUUCAGCAGCUGAAAGCAGAUCAUCCCCAUCCAUCUACAGUUUAUUUGAUGCCAACGGGAGAAUGAACAUCUUUCGCUUGCGCCAGCUAGUCUAUGAGAAAGGCACACAUCCGAGUGAGAGAAAGAUCACCUGGAAGUUCCUCUUUGGGGUGUACUCUGAGAAAUCCACGACCGAAGAGAGGCAGGAGAUGGACCAGCGGAUGAUUUCACAGUAUCGGUGGAUGAAGUACUCCUGGAAGCAACGCUUCCCCUGGGCCACCAACAUCAAGGUCCACUCAGAUUUGGAGUUUUCCCUGGCCAUCCAGAAGUACAAAGACCAAGAGAGAGAAUUCGAAGCUGCCAAACCCCUUGCAGAUGCUUACAUUGAGCAUAGCCUGCCUUUCCAGUACAUUAAUGAGCAACUGUUCCAAAAAGCACUGCGAGACAUCGAUGCUGACAUCCCCCGGACAGACCGACACCGAACCUUCUUCCAGCGUGAAGGGCUGGUGAAGCUGCUUUACCUCCGGGACAUUCUGAUCACAUACACGGCCUUUCACCAAGACAUUGGAUACUGCCAGGGAAUGAAUGACUUUGCCAGCCGCUUUUUGGAGACUCUGGACAAUGAGACCGAUGCCUUCUGGUGCUUUGUGGGUUACAUGCGGCGCUCAGCAUGGAGCUUCACCACCCUGGGCGUGCGCCGCAAGAUACAAAUCUGCGAGGAGAUCCUGAAGCAUGUGGACUCAGAGCUGUACAACCACAUUGAGAGCGUGACGAAGGAGAAGCUGUUCUUUUGCCUCAGGUGGCUAAUGCUACGUUUCCAGAAAGACCUAGACACCUCAGAUGCCAUCAGGGUCCUGGAGAUCAGUGCCUUGGAAGCUGAGAAGGUCAAUUUUGCACCUUGGAUAUGGCUGACCCGCAGGGAAGGUGAGGAAGCACCAGACCCUUUUCCAUCUGUGGAGCGGGAUGAGAUCACGUUUGAAGUGCUGCUUUGCAUUGCUGUCCUGAUCCAGAACCGGAAGCAGCUGCUCCAAUACCAGGACGUCAAUGAUUUUUUCUUGUUUGCACAGAGGUUACAGGGCAGACUUCAGCUGAACACACUGCAUGGAGAGGAGUGACGCAAAGGCCCAUGAAAGCCAGAAUUCGGUAUGAAGGGUGCAUACACCCCUCAAGGAAGAAUGGGCUAGAGUGACCCCUGCAGGGAGAAAUGAGAUCACAGACAUCCUUUGGAAGCCAUUCCCCAAUGAAACAUAUCAAUUAUGUUCUGGAAGGUCUCGUACCAAAUAAACAUGGAAUCCUGGA